CCUCGGGGGCUCAGUACGCGCUUGGCCGGCAGAGGGGUAGGGUACUGCACCGCGAAUAGCUUCGUUGUGACUGAACACUCCGCCAAACACCGAUAGCUUCCCGGGAACAGGAAACCGAGCGAGUACGCCACCAGACAGGGACGUACGGGUUGGCUUGUCGCACUGAGUCCCCGCGGUCGUAGUCUUCAGUGCCGGUCAUAAGCUUAUACGUGUGUUCGCCCGGCAGCAGCAGCCAGGGAGAGGAGGCGAGGGCUGGGGCCGCGAGUACAUCUACCCCGGUAUUUCUAGGCGCGGCACCAUGGGCGUGGUGAGCGAGGUGCGGGAGCCGUGGGACUACCCCCCGGCGCAGGGCCUCUACGACCCCUCGCGGGAGACGGCGGCGUGCGGCGUGGGCUUCAUCGUCAACAUCGAUGGCGUGGCCUCCGCCAAGGUGAUCCGUGAUGCCGAGAAGCUGGCCUCCCGUAUGAAGCACAGGGGCGCGUGUUCCUGCGACAACGACACGGGAGACGGCGCGGGGGUCAUGGCCGCAAUCCCCCACUCCUUCUACGCCGCUACCCUCGAGCCCGAGGGGGUGACGCUGCCGGCUCCUGGACGUUACGCCACCGGCAUCUUCUACUUAGACACCGCCCACCACCAGGAGAGCGAGAACCUCUUUGAUGAGCUCGCCGCCUCCCAGGGCCUCAAGGUCCUCCACUGGCGCACCGUCCCCACCGACAGGACGCAGAUCGGCGAGGUGGCCUGCAAAACAGAGCCCUUCCUGCGCCAGGUCUUCGUAGCCGCCCCCGACGACCUCGAUGACACCACCUUCAAGAAAAAGGUAUGGGUCACGAGGAAGCAGGCCACCCACAACCUGGUGCGUCCCGGUGCCAGGUUCUACAUCUGCUCACUCUCCACCACAACUGUUGUCUACAAGGGACAGCUCACCUCAGACCAGCUAUGGACCUACUUCCUUGAUCUCAUGAGCCCAGACUUCUCCACCUACCUGGCACUUGUCCACACCAGAUUCUCGACCAACACCUUCCCCUCCUGGGAGCGUUCACAUCCCCUUAGGCUGAUGGCUCAUAAUGGUGAGAUCAACACUCUUCGAGGAAAUGUGAACCUGAUGAAGGCCAGGGAGGGGGUGAUGAAGAGCAAGGAAUAUGGGAGUGAGCUGAACAAGCUUUAUCCUGUGGUGGAGCCCGGGUUGUCUGAUUCUGGUGCCGUGGACUGCUGCCUUGAGUUCCUGGUGAUGGCCGGUGGCCGCUCACUGCCAGAGGCCAUCAUGACUAUGGUCCCUGAAGCCUGGCAGAAUGACCAGCUGAUGAACUCUGAGAAGAAGGAUUUCUACCGUUGGUCAGCUUGUGCCAUGGAACCCUGGGAUGGCCCGGCACUUAUGACCUUCACUGAUGGUCGCUACAUUGGAGCAAUAUUGGAUAGGAAUGGUCUGCGUCCUUCUCGCUAUUACGUCACCAAAGACCGAGUGCUGGUGAUGGCUUCAGAAGUGGGCGUAUAUGACACAGAGCCCGAGAAUAUUCUGCAGAAGGGCCGCCUGAAACCUGGGCGCAUGUUGUUGGUUGAUACCCAUGAGAAGAUUGUGACCAAAGAUGAGGAACUUAAGCUGCAGAUUGCCAGAUCAAGACCCCAUUCAGUGUGGAUCAAAGAACAGAUCACCUUAGAGGAGUUGUAUGCUGCCCAUGAAGGGAACCUUCCACCAGAGUCCCCUGUUGCUAAUGGUCACAUUAAUGGACUCAAUGGAGAACAAGAACAGGCUGCCGUGGUGCGCACAUUUGGCGGUGACCGUCGGCUGCUGAUGAAUGGAUACACUAUUGAGACUCUUAACAUGCUGCUGCUACCCAUGGUCACCACAAAGAAAGAAGCCCUAGGCUCCAUGGGAAAUGAUGCCCCAUUGGCCUGUCUGUCACAGUUCCAACCUCUCAUUUAUGACUACUUCAAGCAACUAUUUGCCCAAGUGACAAACCCACCAAUUGAUCCAUUCAGAGAGAAAAUUGUCAUGUCACUUGCUUGUCCCAUUGGGCCCCAGGCAAAUAUCUUGGAACCAAGUCCUGAACAGUGCCACCGGAUCUUCUUGGAAAACCCCAUGCUAUCUAUACAAGACCUGGAAGUGAUUAAGGCCACCAAACACCGUGGCUGGCAUACCCAUGUCGUGGACAUCACCUACCCAGUGAGUGAGGGUGUGCAGGGCCUGCUGCCUGCAUUGGACCGCAUUGCUGAUGAAUGUUGUCAAGCAGCCAGGGAUGGUUACCAGAUGUUGGUGCUCUCAGACCGCAAGGCUGGUCCUGAGAGGCUGCCAGUGAGCACCCUGAUGGCCUUGGGUGCCACACACCACCACCUGAUUGAGGAGCGGCAGCGCAUGAAGGUUGGCCUCAUCCUGGAGACUGGGGAGGCAAGGGAGGUGCACCACAUGUGUGUCCUGCUUGGUUAUGGUGCUGAUGCCAUCUGCCCUUACCUGGUGUUUGAGACCAUGAGCACCUUGAAGGCUGAGGGAGUCAUCGAUGCCUCACUUUCGGACAAAGAAAUUUUCAAGAAUUACGUCGCUGCCAUGGAGCGUGGACUGUCCAAAGUGAUGGCCAAGAUGGGCAUUUCCACCCUCCAGUCCUACAAAGGAGCCCAGAUCUUUGAGGCAGUUGGCAUCUCAGCAGAAGUCAUUGACAAGUGCUUCAAGGGUACAGCAUCACGCAUCGGCGGCGUAACCUUCAAUACAAUUGGCAGAGAGAUGGUGGAGCGACACUCCAUGAGCUAUAGCAACCGUGAGUGUGACUCCCUGGUGCUCAGAAACCCCGGCUACUAUCACUGGAGGAGUGGCGGAGAGAAGCACAUCAAUGAUCCCAUGUCCAUUUCUAAUCUGCAGGAUUCUGCAAGAACCAAAAACAAAUCACAGUACAACAACUUCAAGGAGUCAACCCUGGAAAGCGUUCAGGCCUGCACACUGCGUGGUCAACUGGAACUGGUCAAGGGAGAGAACCCCAUUGACAUAUCAGAGGUUGAGCCUGCCUCAGAGAUUGUAAAGAGAUUUGCCACUGGAGCCAUGAGCUUUGGGUCCAUAUCCAUUGAAGCUCACACCACCUUGGCUAUUGCCAUGAACCGUGUUGGAGCAAAGUCCAACACUGGCGAGGGAGGAGAGAAUGCUGACCGAUACAUGAAUCAAGACCCAGACUUCAACAAACGGUCAGCCAUCAAGCAGGUUGCCUCUGGGCGUUUUGGUGUCACUGCUUCUUACUUGGCCAACGCUGAUGACUUGCAAAUCAAGAUGGCACAGGGAGCCAAGCCUGGAGAGGGUGGAGAGCUCCCAGGAUACAAAGUGACUGAAGAUAUUGCAAAGACUCGACACUCAGUCGCUGGAGUGGGUCUUAUCUCUCCUCCACCUCACCAUGACAUCUACAGCAUUGAAGACUUGGCUGAACUCAUUUAUGAUCUCAAGUGUUCCAACCCAAGAGCUCGCAUCUCUGUCAAGCUUGUCUCGGAAGUGGGUGUUGGUGUUGUAGCCUCGGGAGUGGCAAAGGGCAAGGCUGAGCACAUCACUAUCUCUGGGCAUGAUGGAGGCACUGGUGCCAGCAGCUGGACAGGCAUCAAGAGUGCAGGUCUGCCCUGGGAGCUGGGCAUCUCUGAGACUCACCAGACACUCACACUCAACAAUCUGAGGUCUAGAGUUAUUUUGCAAGCUGAUGGACAGAUACGCAGUGGAUUUGACGUUGUUGUAGCAGCGAUGCUUGGAGCUGAUGAGUUUGGGUUCAGCACAGCACCGCUCAUAGUGAUGGGCUGCACCAUGAUGCGCAAGUGCCACCUUAACACCUGCCCAGUUGGCAUUGCUACUCAGGACCCAAUCCUCAGGAAGAAGUUUGAAGGAAAACCAGAACAUGUUGUUAAUUAUUUGUUCAUGUUGGCUGAGGAGGUGCGUGAGCACAUGGCAUCCCUGGGUAUCCGCAAGUUCCAAGAUCUGGUGGGCCGCACAGACUUACUUCAAGUUCGUGAAUCUUGCAUGGAUAAGGCCAAGCUUCUUGACAUGUCUCAGAUACUGAAAAAUGCACUUGAAAUAAGGCCUGGAACAAACAUUGUUGGGGGCUCAGUGCCACAAGAUUUUGGACUAGAAAGUCACAUGGACCAGUGGAUCUUGAAGGAAGCUGAGGCGGUGCUGAAUGGCACCACAGACAGUGUGACAAUUGACACAACGAUUCACAAUGAAGUUCGUGCCUUUGGAUCAACCCUGUCCUGCCACAUUGCUCUAAAGUAUGGUGAGGAAGGUCUUCCUGAUAAUUCCAUCAAGAUCAACCUGAAAGGCUCAGCUGGUCAGAGCUUCUGUGCCUUCCUGGCCAAGGGUGUCUCUGUCACUCUUGAGGGAGACUCUAAUGACUAUGUGGCUAAGGGUCUCUCUGGAGGUGAGGUUGUAAUCUAUCCCCAGAAAAACAUCCCUGAAGACUAUAAGACUGAAGACAAUGUCAUUGUGGGGAAUGUGUGUCUCUAUGGAGCCACCUCAGGGAAGGCUUUCUUCCGAGGGGUGGCAGCUGAGAGAUUCUGUGUCCGCAAUUCUGGAGCUGUAGCAGUAGUUGAGGGAGUGGGAGACCAUGGAUGUGAGUACAUGACUGGAGGCCGAGUACUGAUUUUGGGACCAACAGGGCGUAACUUUGCAGCAGGAAUGUCUGGUGGCAUUGCCUAUGUCUUCGACACCAAAGACGACUUCCCCAAGAAGUGCAACCCUCAAAUGGUGGAGCUUCUCCCUCUGGAGUUACCUGAGGACCUGCAGUUUGUAGAAGAUUUGCUUCAUCAGUUCAACAAGAGAACAGGCUCCCUUGUGGCUGCUGACCUGCUCAAGGACUGGCCAGCUCAGGCAUCAAAGUUUGUAAAGGUGUUCCCCUAUGAAUACCAACGGGCCCUGAAGCAGCUUGCAGAGAAGGAAGCAGCUGCCCAGCCAGUAGCUGAGAGUCCCAAGGUUGAGGAAAAGCCCACAUCACCAGUCCAGGACAUUGAGGAGACAGUCACUGACGCUGCCCUGGAGAAGAAACGCCUUGAGAGGAUCCUUGACAAAACAAGAGGAUUUGUCAAGUACAAGCGUGAGACCUCAAUGUAUCGACCAGCUGAGGUGCGACAGAAGGACUGGGGUGAGAUUUAUAACUUUGAAGGAGUGCGCAAAGGGCUGCGUGUGCAGGCUGCCAGGUGCAUGGACUGUGGGGUGCCCUUCUGUCAGUCCUCCCAUGGCUGUCCACUUGGAAACAUCAUCCCUAAGUGGAAUGACCUCAUAUUCAAUAACAACUGGAAGGAGGCACUUAACCAGCUGCUUCAAACAAAUAACUUCCCUGAAUUCACUGGACGAGUGUGUCCUGCACCAUGCGAGGGUGCCUGUGUUCUUGGCAUCAAUGAGCUCCCUGUCACCAUCAAGAACAUUGAGUGUUCCAUCAUUGACCAUGCCUUUGAGCAGGGCUGGGUAAAGCCUGAGCCUCCCCAAAUAAGAACAGGCAAGAAGGUGGCUGUGGUUGGCUCAGGACCUGCUGGUAUGGCUGCUGCACAUCAACUCAAUAAAGCUGGCCAUUUGGUGACUGUGUUUGAGCGCAAUGAUCGUGUGGGUGGCCUGCUGCAGUAUGGCAUUCCUACCAUGAAGCUGAGCAAGGAGGUUGUGCAGAGGAGAGUGGACCUGAUGGCAGCGGAGGGGAUCACAUUCAAAACAGGAGUCAACGUUGGCAAGGAUAUCUCUGCCAAGGAGCUGCAAGAUGAGUAUGACGCUGUGCUGCUGUGCUUGGGUGCCACGUGGCCCCGGGACCUGCCCAUCACCAACAGGCAGCUUGAUGGCAUCCACUUUGCCAUGGCCUUCCUGGAAACGUGGCAGAAGAACCAAAUGGGAAACAAAAUUGAUGUCACUCCUCUCAGCGCAAAGGACAAAGAUGUCCUUGUCAUUGGUGGAGGUGACACCGGCUGUGACUGUAUUGGAACCUCUCUGAGACAGGGAGCCAAAUCCAUCACCACGUUUGAGAUCCUGCCUCAGCCGCCACCUUCCCGAGGCAACGAUAACCCGUGGCCCACCUUCCCAAGAGUGUUCAAAGUAGAUUAUGGACACGAAGAGGUGAAGGUCAAAUUCGGCAAAGACCCAAGAGCAUACAGUACCCUCACUAAGGAAUUCUUGGAUGAUGGUAAUGGAAAAGUGUCAGGUGUGCGCAGUGUCCAGGUGGAGUGGACCAAAGAUGAAAAUGGACGCUGGAAGAUGGAUGAAAUUGAGGGAACAGAGAAGGUGUACAAGGCUGAUCUGGUGCUGCUGGCCAUGGGCUUCCUGGGGCCUGAGAAGUACAUUAUCUCAGAGCUGGAGCUGGAGCAGGACCCGCGCUCCAACAUCCGCACACCCAGUGGCAAAUACUCCACCAGUGUUGAGAAAGUCUUUGCUGCAGGAGAUUGCCGGCGAGGACAGUCCCUGGUGGUGUGGGCCAUCAAUGAGGGAAGGCAGGCAGCGCGAGAGGUGGACGCUUACCUCAUGAACACUUCAACUUUGCCUCUAACAGGAGGAGUUGUGCAGAUUACACAGAAGGGGUAAAGGAUGUACCAUUGCCUUGUAUGUCAACCUGAAGCACAGAACCCAAGUCCUAUAAUAUGGGUUCUUUUGAAGAGAAAAAAAAUAUUUAGCUACACCUUUAUUUUGCUAUACUUGUUCUCAACCAAGGAAGGCUGAGCUAGAAGGAAAAAAGUUCUUGUUCAGUGGAUCACAGUGUAAGGUUCCCUCACCUAUUUGAUUCUUCAUUCAAGCUCAACAGAAGAAACUCAUACUAUUUUCAUAUUCAAGAGGAAGCUGGAAAUCAUCUAACAUUGAAAGAUAUAAUUUCCUUGGUGUACAUAUACUCAUCAUUCAGAAGUGGAGCCUGAAAGCAUACAGUAAACACCUAUCAUCAAGUUCAGAAGUUUGACUGAUUGGCUUCUGAGUUGAGCUUCAUGUAAAAAAGUCAACUCUUAUGUCAGUGAAAUAAUAAUUCUUUUUAUAGAACCAUGAACUUUAUAUAUGCACAAAUAGAAACACUUUAAAUACAGGUUAAAUAUAAAGUUUAUUCAAAAUUAUAAAUGGGUUUGAUUAAUGAAUAUAGCAAUUUAUGGAUGAAAGGUUUAGUAUUAUUCUUCAUUGCAAGAGUAACAUUCCCUCCCUGCACAGUGGUAGCUACCUAGAUACUCUUAGAAACAUGCUGCUGUAGGUCAUAGGUUUCACAAGGAUUUGAAAUAAUAAUCCUGGGUACUCUACAGUAGUGAUCUGUAAUAUAAACAUUGUUGUUAUAAUGUAAAAUGUACUAUAACUCUGGACAGUGACCUUGUAUUUUACUGCUCAUCAGAAAUAUAUAGAGUACCAGUGCAUUAAAUUGUUGGUGUCUGUAUAAUGUGUGUGUGUGCGUGUGUUAGUGUGAGGGUGAGUGUAGAUAACUUAGAGCAUCACCUCACUGCACGACACACCAGUACAUCAUACUUUGCCAACAAUUGUUACCUAUAUUGUCAUGUGCACGACUAGAUACAGGUGGUAAGUCUCAUAGGAGGAUAUAGGGCCCCAAAAGGCAUCACAGCAAGAGUGAAGGUAUGUUGUAAGGUUCAUAAAUGAUCUGUGCAACUUCCGAGCUCUCACACACACACACACACACACACACACACACACACACACACACACACACACACACACACACACACACACACACACACACACACACACACACACACACACACACACACACACACACAUGACACACAUACACGCACAUCUUAUAUACAGUACUACAAAUUGGUAGGUUAACACACACAUACACAGUCAUGGAUAUUAUUAAUAUACAUACUAUACUUUUAACUGACGAGUAUAAAAUGUCCUUGCACUUUAACACUGUUAUUUAUUCUACACAUUUUUGCCAGUCACAAGGAGACAGUUUAUCAUGGCGAUCAACAUAAAUGGCAUUACAUGUCAACACUCUAAAGGAUGACAUGCCUGUCAGCACUGUACUAUAACAUGACAUGAUUAUGCUGUACAUACAGAAAAAAAGGUAGGAACAAGAGAAUGGUUUGGUGUUGUAGCAAUAAAGUUUCACAUGUUAAGUACACUUGUUUUGUAUGUUAAAUGACUGGCACAUAAUUAAACUUCCCUUAAUAUAAAAAUUUUAAAUAUUGUGAGAACUGUUAAUAGAAGGAAAGUAAGUAGUCUUAAUUGAAACUGAAAAGACUUUCUCAUCCUGGUCCUAGCAUAUUGUGCCCCAUAAAUGCUAAUUGAGUCCUGUGUCACCAACCCCACCACCACUGCUGCCACAACCACAAACAAUGUAUAUUUUGAUAAUAAUUAUAGUACUAUCAGGGUUGUUUGGUAAUACUGUACAUUAAAACAUUCUAUAAAAAGUUAUUUUCAAGAAGCAUAUUAUGAGAAUCAUGAUCUUAGCACAACAUAUAUACUAUCUCUACCUACAUAGAAAUUUAAGCCGUCUAUGUGUGUCUUACUAAACUGUUAAGCCAUUAGAUUUGUUUCCUAACUCAUAAUUUUAGCUGUGAAAAUUCUAGUAAGUAAGACUUGAACAGCCUUUUAGUUCAUAUGACUUGAAUGUCAGGUGCAGUGGUGACACAGGAAUCAGCAGUAUCUUGUUGGGUAUGUAACUUGGUAGUAUUGUCAAGUUAAGCAUUAUUGUAAUUAGGUCAUAUUAGUCCAGUUGUCCGUACAUGGAACAGUUUUACAGUCUGAUUCUUCCACUGCCACAUAGCCUGAGUUUAGGGUGCCAUCACCCUAGUGUGUAGUCACAGGGCUGCCAAGUCAUGUCUUGCUUGAUUGAUAUCAAAAUUAUCUUCCAGUUUGAUUUAUAAAAAGGUAAACCAAGGUUUAGUUGAGGGUUUGAUUCAUGGAUUUAUUUUAUGGAACUGAUGUUUUUAAGAGCUGUUUUUAUGUUUUCUUUUGUCCAGUGCACUCCAGCUCUGUUACAGUUAGCCAGAGAGACUGUGAAGCUCAUGUAAUGUGUAUUUAGGGAGCUGCAGCUCUGUCAACUGCAUGUGAUAGUGAUGCCUGGUCAAUGCGAAACUUUGUCUUCCAUAAAUUAUGGUAGAUAAGACAACAGUAUUGAGUGUCUCGAUAUCCAGUAAUCUAUAAGUCGUGUUAAGCCGUCGUUCAAUGGUAGAUGCGUCCAGGGUAGGAGGAAAGUAGAAGUCCACGUCCGCUAAGCUGCUGUUACCCCUCCAGACCCCACAUUAUGGCUCUGUGCAUUUCAUUUUCAAUUCUGUUUGAUUUUGUAUCAUUAAUUUUAAGAUAAUUAUGUGCACAACCCAGUGCAGUGAGAUUAAAAAAAGUAGGUAUUUUAGCAUGUAUAUUUUCUCUUCCAGAAUUGUUAAUGAAUUGUUGAAAAUUUAUGAUAUUUUUAUAUUUUAAUUCUGGAGUUUUUGUAGCAAUGUUUAGUUUAGGUUUAAAAUUUUAUUGCAUAAGUUGUUGCUAGGCAGUUCAUUCUCAUCCGGUGUGAACUAUUCUCAGUGCUCCUUCUAAUUAGGUUUUCAUGUGUAUAUGAUGAUAAUUUAAGUAAAAGUCUAAAAGUUCA
Molecule: messenger RNA, 9503 nt
Organism: Eriocheir sinensis (Chinese mitten crab)
Lineage: Eukaryota; Metazoa; Arthropoda; Malacostraca; Decapoda; Varunidae
Exons: 40
Coding region: 299-6511 (2070 amino acids)
Molecular function (GO): glutamate synthase (NADH) activity; flavin adenine dinucleotide binding; iron-sulfur cluster binding
Source: RefSeq, a predicted model, not a curated record